This is a messenger RNA of Fundulus heteroclitus (mummichog), 1142 nucleotides long. RefSeq names its product chromosome 11 C17orf49 homolog (gene bacc1). The record is from RefSeq and is a predicted model, not a curated record. The transcript is spliced from 6 exons. NCBI's taxonomy places the organism in Eukaryota, Metazoa, Chordata, Actinopteri, Cyprinodontiformes, Fundulidae. Bases 277 to 894 code for a protein of 205 amino acids. Gene Ontology annotation, cellular component: MLL1 complex; NURF complex.
GUUUUCGCCACAUCCGGUCCGCCGACCAUUGUUGUUCUGUAUUCUUAUUUUUCUCUUAAAUGUGCAUUUUUACAAUUAUAUGCAGUAACUUUAAACGUUCCUAUUGGCUGGGAACCCCGGAGCUCCGCGCUGUAGUAAACUGACCGCAGCGAGGCGUAAAUGGCGCCAACAGGCCGCUAGCAGCAGCAGGCUAACCGAAGCUAACGGUGGCUAGCAGUUUCAUCUAAGUUUUGUUUUUGUUGUGAUUUCAUUAAAACAAACCAACGCUUCCUAAGAAUGACGUCAGCCUCUGCUAAGGUCGGGGAGAUCUUCUCUGCAGCCGGAGCAGCCUUCACCAAGCUGGGCGAGCUGACCAUGCAGCUGCACCCGGUGUCCGACUCCAGCCCCGCAGGAGCCAAGUGGACGGAGACGGAGAUCGAGAUGCUGCGCUUGGCCGUGCGUCGCUUUGGAGACGACCUCAACAGCAUCAGCACUGUGAUCAAAGAGCGCACCGUCGCUCAGAUCAAGAGCACGGUGAAGAGGAAGCUGUACGAGGACAGCAGAGUCCCCAUCUCCGCCGAGUCGCCCAAGAAGGCCGUCAAGAAGGCGCCGGUUUCCAUGGCGCCCUCCGCCGUUCCGGCCGGCGCCGCCAUGAUCGCCGUGCCGACAUCGCAGGUUGUCGUGGCGACAGGGAUGCAGAACAGCCCGUCGUUAGCGCCGCCCAUCAAGAAGCAGAAGACGGCUGACGUGACGCUCAGCGCUCUGAACGACUCGGACGUCAACAGUGACCUGGUGGACAUCGAGGGACUCGGAGACGGAACCUCCAACAAAAAGCUCAACUUUGACCAAGAGAGCCUGAAUCUGGACUCCAGCCUCAUCAUGAACUCCAGUGACCUCCCUCUGCUGUCCCGCUGACGGCCGGAGAAGCCCCGCCCCCUCCACGCUUUUAUUGUGAAACAGGAAGAGGCGGACCUCGCGCCUGGAGGACGCUGCAGGUGGAGGUCGGGUUCAUCUGCAGCGCCGCCUCCAGAACCAAACUUAUUUAAUCCAGUUUCUCAUUUAGAUCCAAUUAGAACCGAUGUGUGUCUGGGACUGAAAGCCAAGGAGAGGUUCUGAUGUUCUGAUGCGGUGGAAAAUAAAGCAGCUGUUGCAUCUGGAUCAAG